Lodderomyces oxycetoniae is the source of this 903-nucleotide messenger RNA. RefSeq lists its product as uncharacterized. Gene Ontology annotation, cellular component: 90S preribosome; nucleus. NCBI's taxonomy places the organism in Eukaryota, Fungi, Ascomycota, Pichiomycetes, Serinales, Debaryomycetaceae. The transcript has a single exon. The record is from RefSeq and is a predicted model, not a curated record. The coding region runs from base 1 to 903 and encodes 300 amino acids.
AUGGUUCCACCACCAGUACUUCACCAACCACAAGCAGACGAUCUAGAUGAUGGGUUAGAAUAUGAUGUUCAAUACUCAGAUGAUAAUGGUGAAACAGAGGUAAACGAGGCCAAAGCAGUCGGCGAGGUCGGUGAGGCUGAUAGUUUUCAAGCCGGAACCUUAAAUAGUGGUAAUAUAGACAAGUCCGAAGAUGAAGAACCGCGCAAACGUAAAAGAGACUCUUCAAAGCUUAAAGAAAAGAAAAAGCAAAAGAUGGAAAUGGAUACCGAGAAGAAACGGAACAUUGCAAUGGAAAAUAGUACCGAAUUAAUUGCUGAAUUCAUAAACUCCAAAAUCACCAAAAAAAACACCCAGUUAUCCGCUUUGGAGUUAAGUGAGCUUUACUUUAGCAAGAAUGACAUAAGAACAAUCUCUGAAUUUACAAAACCUAGGACGUUGGAUAAUUUGAGUGAGUACAUAAAUCUCAGGUUUAAAAAUAUGUUACCUAGCAAACUGGGGAAAUCAAAGAAGCAAGCCCGAAAUUUACAAGAGCAAGAUAAUGAGAAACUAUCGGAUAGGAAAUUUAUUGCAAUAGUGUCAAUGUCGGCCAUACGAGCUUGUGAUGUGUAUAGAGCAACGAGAGAUUUGAACGGAGGCUCGAUUAAACUAAUCAAUAAAAACAAAUUGCAAGUUGAUUUGAAGCUAGUGGAGUCUACUAGGUCGAGGGUCUUAUGCUGUACACCUGGUAGGUUGAUCAAAGUAUUGAACAACGAGGAUUCCAAGUUGCGAAAAGAUGAGAUCAAGAUUAUUAUUGUUGAUAAUUCGUAUCUUGAUCAGAAAAAACAAAACAUUUGGGACAUUGCAGAAACAGUUGAAGUUUUAAAAGAACUUACAAAAAAGGGAUCAAAAAUUUAUCUUUACUAA